AUGGGCGGGUUGGAGGGAUUACGAGGGGAUGGGGAGUGGCGGAACAGGGCGUUGGCGGUAACGCGUGACACGAAUGAGCCGCAAUUACGCCAACAGUGCGGACCGCGAUGCAGCGUGGCGUCCCCCGCGCAGCGCCCCUACGUGGCGGUGCUGAUAGUGCCCACGGGCGUGGGCGCGGAGAUCGGGGGGUUCGCGGGGGACGCGCUGCCGGUGGCACGCGCGUUCAGCAGCGUGGCGGAGUGUCUGAUCGCGCACCCCAACGUGCUCAACGGCGCCAUGCUCUACUGGCCGCUGCCGCGCGCGCUCUACGUGGAGGGCCACGCGCUGGACCGCUUCGCGCGCGGCGAGUGGGGGCUGCAAGCGGUGCACAGCAACCGCGUGGGGCUGGUGUUCGACCAGGCCAUCGAAGAGGACCUCCUCCAACGCCACCUGCAGGUGGCAGACGCAGCGAGAGCGACGCUGGGAAUUGACAUAGUGGGGUACACCGUCACCGACCGCCCCCUCAAGGUGCACAAGUGGGUGGACGGCGCCACAGGUGCGGCCACAGGGCGAAUCGAAGAGGCCGACUCGCUGCUGCGCGCCGUGCAGACUCUGCUCGACGCGCCCCUCGCCGCACACCCGCCCUCCCACGCGCACGCUCUCUCGCCCGCAGCAGCAUCCACUGGCGGGGCGCAUGGGGUGGACGCGGUGGGAGUGGUGGCACGGUUCCCUGACGAUGCGGAGGAGGCGCUGCAGCAGUACCGCGAGGGGAGCGGCGUGGACGUGCUGGCGGGCGUGGAGGCCGUCAUCUCCCACCUCAUCGUCCACCGCUUCCAACUCCCUGCCGCCCACGCUCCCGCCCUCGCCCCCCUCCCGCUCCUGCCCUCCAUCGCCCCGCGCUCCGCCGCUGAAGAGAUCGGGCACACGUUCCUGCCCUGUGUGCUGGCUGGCCUCUCACGCGCGCCCCGCCUCGUCUCCCGCCACGCCCCUCCCACCACCGCAGCCGAGCGCACAGGGGCAGGCGGAGGGCAGGAGGGGCAGGAGGGGGCGGCGAUUGCGAGUACCAUCCCCACCAUCAUUGGGGGCGCAUGGGACUACAGCAGUGAUGCUGGCAGCAGCAGUUGCACGAGCACAAGCAUGAGUAGCAUGGGGGGAGGUGGCGGGGUGGUGUGGGCGGAGGACGUGGACUGUGUGGUGCUGCCCGUCAAUGCCUUCGGGGGCCCUGCCGCCCACGCCCUCGCACACCGACCAGGUGGCCCGCCGCUGUUCAUAGCGGUGGAGGAGAACACCACCGUCAUGGACGACCCGCCCUCCAAGUUUGGCAUCCCUGCUGUGGUGGUGGGCAACUACUGGGAGGCGCAGGGGGUGAUGGCGGCACACAAGGCAGGAGUGAGCCCGUGGUCGCUGCGCCGCCAUGCCAUCUCCCACAUCCCACGCGUUCACCCCGCCCGCUCUUGA
Messenger RNA from Closterium sp. Yama58-4, 1437 nucleotides. Lineage: Eukaryota; Viridiplantae; Streptophyta; Zygnematophyceae; Desmidiales; Closteriaceae. The record is from the annotation of a GenBank genome assembly.